CUCACUAGGGCUGACAGCGCGGGUCGUGCGCUCGUAGCUCGCGCGCCCGCCGCGAGGCUGUUGACAUGAACGUAAGCGGCAAUAUUGGAGCACUCUACACGCUUGCUAAUUUACGUAGACCAUCGGCUGUUUCGGACACUCGUUUGGACACUGAGACCCUCGAGGGCGGAUACGCGGCAAUGGAACACGCCGGACUGGCGGGACUGUCGUCGUGGAAACCGUGCAGGACGCCGUCCGAUCCAUGUCGAGUACCGAAGCCGAGCCUCCAAUGCGAAAACGCUCCAGAUGUGUAAAGUUUCGUUGUAGUUUAAUCGGCAUUAUUGCGCACUGCAGUUGUGCGGAGCGCAUUUUUCUGCAACAUUUUGACCCCGAAUUUGCAGCGCUACAAUAUUUGAGAGCACCUACUGAACAGGGACAUUCCCGCAACAUGCCCAGCAGCAGACGACGUUUGUUUCAUGUCGGCUAUUCGGCACUGCCGGCACUCCUGGCCCUCCUAGCUGCACUGCAGCUAGCAUUUGGCUUUGAUCACCACCUGCAUCCGGUCACCUCUUUUGCGACACACGAAGGACCAUGGGGACUGGAGGCCGCGGCCAACUUGUCGCGAUGGCGGACGGGCAUAUUUGAAGGCACGAUGGAGGCGGGGAAUCCACAAGGCCACGCGCGCUACGACGCUUUCAAGCCUUUCACGGGCUGCCCACCUGGAAAGACCCUGUCAGAAGUUGGCGCACCGCCUGGCAGGAAGCCCGGUGAAGAUGGUGGAAAGUGGAUGUGCAUGCCUCUGGAGCCCGAAGGUCCCGAGUGUGUAGUGUAUUCCCUAGGCAGUGCCAGCAACUACUACUUUGAGGAGGACAUCCUCCGGCUCACCAGUUGCAAGGUAUGGACGUAUGACUGCACGGUGGACGGCCGCUCAUCCAACGCUGAACGGCAUUUCUUCCACAAGAAGUGUGUUGGGUCCAGCAAGUACGAAGGCAUGUUCUCAAACUACAUCUCCUGGGACGCCAUGAUGAAGAGCAACAACCAUACCCACGUGUAUAUCUUGAAGGCAGACGUGGAAGGCUUUGAGUGGGGCUUCCUGUCCUCCUGGCGCGCCGACACACCCGGCCUACCCUACAUGCUGGCGGUCGAGUUCCACCUGGACCGCCUGUCCACUGGGCCCGGGCCGCUGCAGCCAAACCCGGGGGCGGACGUGUCACGGUUCGAUCAGAUGUGGGGGCGACAGACCAUCAGCCAGCCCGAGCUAGCUCUGUUCUUCCAACACCUGGCCUCACUGGGGUACGCAAUCAUCUCGCGAGAGGACAACCCUUGGGGCAACUGCUGUGCAGAGUACGUGUUCCUGCGCGUGGAGAGCUUUCGCAGGGCACACGCAAGGCCCGUGCGGCGCAGGCGGCAAGCCUAAAGUCGGGUUCAGAAGUACCGCACUUAGCGUGUGAGGUGAGGGCCUUUCAGGCGAACGUGCUUUUGUGCGUCAAGGUUUCUGCCAUAGGCAUGCAUGUGGUCAUUCAGGCCAUGAGGGUGUUUGCCGUAUCAGGUCAAAAUGCGCUAGUGUGGGUCUGGCGACUAAUGUCCUAACGGGUGUGUUAAAGAGCAUAAGGAAAGCAUUGCGCAACGGGUGUGUGUGUGUGUGUGUGUGUGUGUGUGUGUGUGUGUGUGUGUGUGUGUGUGUGUGUGUGUGUGUGUGUGUGUGUGUGUGUGUGUGAUGUUGUGUGCGGCAUGAUGUGUGCAGUGCCAUGACUUGCUGAACUGUUCCGUGCAUGGCCUCCAGACCCUCCCUCUUAGUUGCAGCCAAUAAGUUUGGUUUUGGACAUGAUGGCGCGCACCUGUGGCGAUGGAAGAAAUGCACUCAUGGGGCAGGGGGGGGGGUUAGAAUCUUCCGAAACAGACCCCAUGCUUCAAGUGGAUAGAGCUUAACGAGAGAAAAGCACGAAUCCGCUUUCACAAGUGGAAAUGGGUUUCAGGGUGCAAAGUUAUGGAUGCGACACUACAAGGGACAGUCCGGCCAAGCAAGGGUGCCAGGGCUUCUAUCUUAAUGUCUCCAGACAUUAAUUGGCCAUUUUGGCCGUUUUCUAGUCAUUCCUCCCGGCGGCUUAUGCCUGGGGUGAGACUUUGUUGGCCCGGGUUUGGGGCGGGUUGAGUCCAAUUUCCUAUGG
Chlamydomonas reinhardtii is the source of this 2147-nucleotide messenger RNA. RefSeq lists its product as uncharacterized. The record is from RefSeq and is a predicted model, not a curated record. NCBI's taxonomy places the organism in Eukaryota, Viridiplantae, Chlorophyta, Chlorophyceae, Chlamydomonadales, Chlamydomonadaceae. The transcript is spliced from 9 exons. The coding region runs from base 632 to 1396 and encodes 254 amino acids.